AUGGCUUUGGAAAUGGAAAUCAAAGAGUUGAUAGCUUUCAGCGAUUCAGAUUUGCUUGUACAUCAAACCUUGAAACAGUGGAUAACCAAAGAUUCAAAAAUUCUGCCCUACCAUUGCAGUCUGCUUACUCUGGCCAAGCAAUUUCGAAAUUUGGAGUUCAGACAUCUUCCACGUGCCCGAAACGCAUUUGCCGAUGCUUUGGCCACUUUAGCUUCUAUGAUCCAAUAUCCUGAUGAAUUGAGGAUCGAGCCAAUUCCGAUUCAACUUCAAGACAAACCUGCCCACUGUUGGGUUGUAGACAAGUCCUCCGACAAUGUUCCGUGGUAUAAUGAUCUUAAGGAGUUUCUCAAAACAGGAUCUUACCCUCUGCAUGCUAAGACAAAGGACAAGAAUUUUCUGC
Messenger RNA from Coffea eugenioides, 400 nucleotides. RefSeq lists its product as uncharacterized. The transcript has a single exon. The record is from RefSeq and is a predicted model, not a curated record. Gene Ontology annotation, molecular function: nucleic acid binding; RNA-DNA hybrid ribonuclease activity. The annotation marks the transcript as partial. NCBI's taxonomy places the organism in Eukaryota, Viridiplantae, Streptophyta, Magnoliopsida, Gentianales, Rubiaceae.